UGAGACGAGCUUUAAUCUAACUUAACCUGGUUUAAUUCAAUAUUCCUUUACAUUUUAGAACAUUUCGAUUGUUCUACUGUACUACAGUGAUCGAAAUCAGAAAAAAUGUCGUCCGUAGAAUUGAAUCCAAGACCUGUUCGAGUUUCUCCAUUAAUUAAGGCAUGUCGAUGGUCUUUGCUCAUAACUGGAGUAUUUUAUGGAAUUUAUAAUCAUAAUAAAUUCAGUAAGAGAGAAGCAAUGCUUAGAGAAAUUGAGGAACGAGAGAGGCCAGCAAAAGAAGCAAAACUUGCUGCUGAGAAAAAGAUUCAACUAGCAGCCGAAAUGCAGAUGCUUGACGAGUUAUUAGCCCCAACAAAAAAGUAAAGUAAUUCAAUAAUUAAAACUAGUGUAAAGAAAAUACUACUAAUAAAAUAAUUUUAAUGUUAUCAAAUUUA
Molecule: messenger RNA, 434 nt
Organism: Leptopilina boulardi
Lineage: Eukaryota; Metazoa; Arthropoda; Insecta; Hymenoptera; Figitidae
Gene: ATPsynE
Exons: 3
Coding region: 106-363 (85 amino acids)
Biological process (GO): proton motive force-driven ATP synthesis
Molecular function (GO): proton transmembrane transporter activity
Source: RefSeq, a predicted model, not a curated record